AUGAACGACUCAUACCUACAGUUUCUUAAAGGGCAGAAACCUGCAAACAGCACGUCUUUGCCUCCUAAUGGCAGCACCGUUGAUCCUCCGGCAGGUGCGCUGUGCGAGCAAGUUCAGAUCCAGGCGGAGGUUUUUCUCACCUUGGGUAUUGUGAGUCUUCUGGAGAACAUCCUUGUCAUCUUGGCCGUGGUCAAAAACAAGAACCUUCACUCUCCGAUGUAUUUUUUCCUAUGCAGCCUGGCUGCUGCGGACAUGUUGGUGAGUGUUUCGAACUCUUUGGAGACCAUUGUCAUUGCCGUACUAAGCAGUCGCCUUUUGGUGGCCAGUGACCAUUUUGUGCGUUUGAUGGACAAUGUGUUUGAUUCAAUGAUCUGCAUUUCUCUCGUGGCAUCAAUCUGCAACCUCUUGGCGAUUGCCAUCGACCGCUACGUCACGAUUUUCUACGCCUUACGCUACCACAGCAUAGUGACCGUACGCAGAGCGCUGGUGGCCAUCGCUGCAAUCUGGUUGGUGUGCGUGGUUUGUGGGAUCGUCUUCAUAGUGUACUCGGAGAGCAAGACUGUGAUUGUUUGUCUGAUCACAAUGUUCUUUGCCAUGCUGGUGCUCAUGGCCACUCUCUAUGUACACAUGUUUCUUCUCGCCAGACUUCACGUCCAGAGAAUUGCAGCAUUACCCCCAGCAGCCACUGGCAACCAGGCCCCACGUCAACGCAGCUGUAUGAAGGGAGCCGUGACCAUCUCCAUCCUCCUCGGCGUGUUUGUGUGCUGCUGGGCACCGUUUUUCCUCCACCUCAUUCUGCUGGUGUCCUGUCCACACCAUCCACUCUGCCUCUGCUACAUGUCACACUUCACCACGUACCUGGUCCUUAUUAUGUGCAACUCUGUGAUUGACCCCCUCAUCUACGCCUGCCGCAGCCUGGAAAUGAGGAAGACCUUUAAGGAGAUACUGUGCUGUUUUGGCUGUCAGCCCCCACUUUAGAUGAUUUGACUUUAGUCUGAUUUGAAAGGAGACUGAAUGUACAAAGAAAAAGCUUACCUUGAUAAGAUGCCAAAGUGUGGUGGCAUAAUGAUGUUAUUGAGAGAUAAGUAUAUGGACAAAAGCAGACAUAAAAAUUCAGAAAAAAGGACUGGAAAUUUGUCAAGCACUAUCAAGGAUUUGGAAAGCUCAGGAGCUGCAAGAAAAUCAGAGAACUGGGGGGUAGAUCGAAUGUGACCUAUCGCUUGCUUAAAGGGCAGAUCAAUUAUGUGUUAGUUGUGUCUAUUAUGUGUAUUCAUUAUGCAGUGGGGUCUGACAGUCUGAAACUACACUGAAAAUCUAGAAUUUAAAUUCCUAUUAAAACCCUGAAAAACAGUUUUAGGAUUUAACAAAAUUUUUAAAAGACACUAUGAUUGACAUUAAUAUGAAAUAUUUUAAAUUCUGUAUUGUUUCUAGGUAACGAUUCAAAUGAUUGUGACAUUGAUCAUUUGACUGUGUUUUUUCGGUGAAGCCUAGACAAUCUCAUAGCACUUUGUAACUGCUUUACACUUUGGUGAAUUGGUGGUGAAUUUGUAUGAUCUCAUUUGUGCAUUUUCGUAUGAUCUGCUUACGCCCCACUGAUGGUUAAGUUCAAGUAUGGAUCUUUAUGCUUACUAUUUUUCUAAAAAAUCAUACGUUUUCGUACCAACAAAUUGUAAAAAAAAAUCUAGAUAUUUGGAUCAUCUCAAUUUAUGCUGGAUCAUAUGAUAUAGAGUUCUCCACAAUUGGAGUUCAAUUGUGGAGUUCAUGCAAGCUCAAAUGUUGAUGUCAUUAAAUCAAAUAGAGAACAAACCAUAUAAUAAGAGAUUUUGAAAAUCAUGUUGAUUUUCCAUUUGAUCUUUUCCACUCAAAUGAUCAAGCCGCUAAUUUAAAAUGCAAAAAUAGAAAAACAUUUUCACUAGUGGUGUCACACUUUUGGACCCCACAGGUACCUUAUGUUCAAAAUGUGUAUAUAGUAUAUUUUAGGUAUCUGUGACUGUGACCGCGUUCAAGCAUUUUUGGUGUGUAAAUGCCUCUGUUCAAAGCUGCUGAAGUAGAAACAGUCUGCGGUGAAACGUGCUUGCUGACAUCAAAAACAUCAGGGCACUUCCUAGGUGUCUGUCUGUCUUUUUGAGGUGUCACUAACUUUGUUGCUUCUCAUAGUUGUUAGAAUCAGAUUCAGCUUGGACUGUCUCCGAUUAUCAACAAUAUGCUGUCAAACUCAAUCCAACUGCUGCAGCAUUGAGUCCGCAUGUGUGGAUCAUUUUGCUGCAUGUCAAAGUCACAAAUGUUUCUAAUUUUGCCUUUCAGUGGUGGAAUGUAACUGAGGUCUCACCAUUUAUUUUUAGUCAGAGACUUAAGACAGCAGUACGCAACUAAACAUGUCAGUUCCAACACCAAAUAGAUCUCAUUUGGGGGGUUUUGCCUUUUAUUCAGAAGUGGAAAAGACCACAAACCAGGAUUCAAACUCAGGACACCCAAAGCACAACUUCACUGUGUGUCAGAGCACUAACCACAUGUUGGCUCUGACUAAUUAUCCCUCUUAUUCCAUUAGACAGCAACACAGUUUAACUUUUUAUGGGUGUCUAGUGGUUUAAGUUUGAUAUUCUGCUUAGCUGACUUGUAUUGAAUCUCACUGCAAUGUUAUUGGGACUGUGCUUGCCACUCUAUGAACUAUUUUAGCGCAUGAGCUUUAGCACUUGACUUGUAUCUGUGGCCACAAACUCCAGCAAAUGUCUGCCAAAAAACAUGUAAAAUAAAAGGGUUUAGUUUUAUCACGCCAUGUGUUCUCUGUUCCUUCAUGUGGGAUACAUGAAUGCCAGUUUGUGUCUCUAAAAAAGUUUGUGUGUGUGCAUGCGUGGAUGUUUCCUUCUCAU
Molecule: messenger RNA, 2870 nt
Organism: Onychostoma macrolepis
Lineage: Eukaryota; Metazoa; Chordata; Actinopteri; Cypriniformes; Cyprinidae
Gene: mc3r
Product: melanocortin 3 receptor
Exons: 1
Coding region: 1-978 (325 amino acids)
Biological process (GO): G protein-coupled receptor signaling pathway
Cellular component (GO): membrane
Molecular function (GO): peptide hormone binding; melanocyte-stimulating hormone receptor activity
Source: RefSeq, a predicted model, not a curated record